Phascolarctos cinereus (koala) is the source of this 1321-nucleotide messenger RNA. RefSeq names its product POU class 3 homeobox 4 (gene POU3F4). Lineage: Eukaryota; Metazoa; Chordata; Mammalia; Diprotodontia; Phascolarctidae. Gene Ontology annotation, cellular component: nucleus. Gene Ontology annotation, biological process: brain development; regulation of transcription by RNA polymerase II. The record is from RefSeq and is a predicted model, not a curated record. Gene Ontology annotation, molecular function: RNA polymerase II cis-regulatory region sequence-specific DNA binding; DNA-binding transcription factor activity, RNA polymerase II-specific.
UUGCCCAUCAUUGGUGCCAGCAAAAGCUUCCCCGCACAAGCCGGGCUGCCAUUGGCCAGGACGACUGCCAAUAACUAAGUGGUUGCUGAUUUGGCUCUCUUGCUUCGUAGAUGUCAAAGGCUGAAGCUGCUCCCUUUGCCACAUUAUAACUAGUAGGGGAUCUACACCAACCAUGGCCACAGCUGCCUCUAAUCCCUACAGCAUUCUCAGUUCCAGCUCCUUGGUCCAUGCAGACUCUGCAGGCAUGCAGCAAGGGAGUCCUUUCCGAAAUCCUCAAAAACUUCUCCAAAGUGAUUACUUGCAGGGUGUUCCUAGCAAUGGGCAUCCCCUCGGACACCACUGGGUGACCAGCCUCAGUGACGGGAGUCCCUGGUCCUCCACCCUGGCGGGCAGCCCUCUAGACCAGCAGGACGUGAAGCCAGGGCGAGAAGAUCUUCAACUUGGCGCCAUCAUCCAUCACAGGUCGCCUCACGUUCCCCACCACUCACCUCAUACAAACCACCCCAAUGCCUGGGGAGCCAGCCCGGCUCAUAACUCCUCGCUAACGUCCAGUGGGCAGCCCAUGAAUGUCUACUCCCAGCCUGGCUUCACGGUCAGUGGCAUGCUGGAGCACGGGGGUCUCACCCCGCCUCCCACCUCGGGCCCGACCCAGGGGCUGCACCCUGUGCUGAGGGACACAGCUGAGCACGGAGACUUGGGGGCCCAUCACUGCCAGGACCACUCGGAUGAAGAGACCCCAACGUCGGACGAGUUGGAGCAGUUCGCCAAGCAGUUCAAACAAAGGCGCAUCAAGUUGGGCUUCACGCAGGCGGACGUGGGCUUGGCGCUGGGCACCCUCUAUGGCAACGUCUUCUCGCAGACCACCAUCUGCAGGUUCGAAGCACUGCAGCUGAGCUUCAAGAACAUGUGCAAGCUGAAGCCCCUGCUGAACAAGUGGCUGGAGGAGGCUGACUCGUCCACCGGGAGCCCCACGAGCAUUGACAAGAUCGCAGCCCAGGGCCGGAAGAGGAAGAAGAGAACUUCCAUAGAGGUGAGUGUCAAGGGGGUCCUGGAGACGCACUUUCUUAAGUGCCCCAAGCCUGCAGCCCAAGAGAUCUCGUCCCUGGCCGACAGCCUGCAGUUAGAGAAGGAAGUGGUGCGGGUCUGGUUCUGUAAUCGAAGACAGAAAGAGAAGAGGAUGACCCCGCCCGGGGAGCAGCCCCCAGGGCCGCCGCCGCCGCCGCCGCCGCCGCCCGGGCCCCAGGGGCCGCCGCCGCCCGGGCCGCCGCACGAGGUCUACGGCCACGCGGUGAAGACGGACGCGUCGCGCCACGAUCUGUGA